Tribolium castaneum (red flour beetle) is the source of this 4487-nucleotide messenger RNA. Its product is annotated as serine protease inhibitor 3/4. The record is from RefSeq and is a predicted model, not a curated record. Bases 163 to 1434 code for a protein of 423 amino acids. Gene Ontology annotation, molecular function: serine-type endopeptidase inhibitor activity. NCBI's taxonomy places the organism in Eukaryota, Metazoa, Arthropoda, Insecta, Coleoptera, Tenebrionidae. The transcript has 5 exons.
AUUACUUCUACGUGUACAGUAUUCUUGGUCUUUGUAUUUCAAUAAUGUAGGAGUAAUUUUUUUGUUACUCCGACAGCAAGAAUUUAUCAUUUUCACUCACUUCCAUGAUAAUUGAUCAUUAUCGCAUGGCAGAUAAAAAAAAAUCUAUAAAGCGUCACACAAAUGAUAACAGUUAUUAAAACUCGUGCACUAACGUUCCAAAAAUUUCAAACUUUGGGGAAAAUUUACUUUUCUUCUGUAUUAGUAAUACUUGGAUUAGUCUUCGGAAUAUUACUGUCCGCUUCGACAAUGGCCGAAAUCGCUUCCGAAUUGCAAGUGUUGCAAGGCAACAACCAGUUUACCAGCAAGAUGUACAAACUCUUGUCCCAGAAAAAGGGAAACAUCAUUUUUUCGCCUAUUAGUAUGCACGCUGUGCUUUCUAUGGCCUACCAAGGGGCGCAAGGAUCCACUGCUGAACAUUUCGCUUCAACACUUCAAGUUCCUGAAGCCAAAAUAGCUGCAGAAGGAUACAGUGAAGUCAUGAAGCGGCUUAACUCCGUCCAAAACGUGACUUUGCUAAUGGCUAAUAAAGUUUUCCUGAAGAAUGGGUUCACAUUACUCACUGACUUUGAAACUGCAGUCACUAAAAGUUUCCAGUCUGAAGUCCAAUUGGUUGAUUUUGCCCAAAAUGAAGCCGCUGCUAAGACCAUAAAUGAUUGGGUUGAGGUGCAAACACGUGAAAAAAUCAAGGAUUUAAUCAAAAAAGAUGACUUGAACGAAUUAACGCGUCUUGUGCUCGUGAAUGCGAUUUAUUUCAAAGGGAACUGGAAGCACAAAUUUCGUAAAGAAGAAACAAGGACUGAACCGUUUUAUUUGAAUGAUGUGGAUAAGGUUGAAGUGCAAAUGAUGCACACGAAGAAUAAGUUUAAUUAUAAAAACGACGAAGCUUUAGAUGCGCAAAUCCUUGAAAUGCCUUACACGAAUGAAAAUCUAAGCAUGGUUAUUAUUCUGCCAAAUCAGAGGAACGGAAUCGGUGAACUUGAAAAGAAGUUAGAGAAUUACAAUUUGUCUGAAAUCACCACAAAUAUGUGGAAUACUGAAGUCAAUGUGGCUUUACCGAAAUUUAAAAUUGAACAGACGAUUGAUUUAGAAGAAGCUUUAAAAAAGUUGGGACUUGGCGAAAUCUUUGACCAAGAUAAAGCUAACUUUAGAGGCAUGAUUGAAUUAAAACCAAAUGAAAACUUGUAUGUUAGCAAAGUCAUUCAAAAGGCAUUUAUUGAAGUCAAUGAGGAAGGAGCCGAAGCUGCUGCAGCUACUGGUGUUGUAAUAAAGAAGAAAAAGAAGAAGCUUGUUAAUCCAACGUUUUUUGAAGCCGACCAUCCACUAAUUUAUUUACUGCUGGACAAGCGAAACAAUGUUAUGUUUUCAGGCCGACUUACAAAUCCUAAUGUUUAAUUCAAUGGAGUGUUAUACUAAAAAAUGAAAAUUUUUAAAUGGAUAGCCAACAACAAAAUAGGCGACCCAUAUUUUUUUAUUUUAACCAAAGCUUUACCGUUUUUGAGAAAAAUAAUUGAAAAGGUGAAAAUUCAUGGCCUGACGUCAGCAAUGUUCCUUUUUGAAUCAGCCAGUCACAGAACUUGAGAUAGAAAACUUGCCAACAAAGAUAGCUUGAGAAACGUACGUCUUUUCUUUAUUUCUGCCUCUAUUGUUUUACAUACGACUUCAGAUGUGCGGCAGGAGCAGUCAUUUUACCAAAACACAAACUCCUGCAAAAUAUUAGCACACAACACAGUUACAAUCGACAACUCACAGUUUUGACAUUUGUAUUUGAUGUUUACCAGCCUAAACGUAGGUCGUAGCGUUAAUUGUAUGCAGCCAUAGACUGACGAAUCAUUAGUCGAGACAUUGCUUACGUCACAGCGCAAAUUUUCUAUUGUUACUAAAAAAGUACCGAUUUAAAAAAACUCAGACCGAUAUUACUAGACAUCGUUUUGUGUCUUCUUUCAGAAUCUGCAAUUUCCAAAAACUUUUACUUUUGAGUAUAACACUCCAUUGGAAUACUACAGAUUACUAAAUACCCAAAGCGACACGACGUAAAAUAAAACGUCCCCAAUCUCGUUAGUUCCAAAAGCGUCGCCAGAUAGCGCAGUUCUUUUCUUGUCUAAUUAGUUUUAAGAGUAUUGAAGUAAAAACUAGAUGGACACAAGACAAACGAAAAAAUACCGUCUUUUGGAGACCCCGAAAAGAUAUUUUAUGAUAAAUGAAGUUCAUUAAUGCUAAGAAAAAUACCGCUCUCAUUUAUCUAUCUAGUAUUCAAAAAUAAACACAAUUAAUUUAUUUUUCGGGAAGAUUUUAAUCAGUGCCAUCUCGUGGUGAAAAUAGUGAACGCAAAAAUCCUCUUCGGCCAAAAAGUUUUGUUUUGUUCAGUUUUAUUACAGCUCUCAGCUUUGCUUUGAGCUUUGAUAUUAAAACUUUACCCUGUAGAAAUAAAUCCAGGGUGAUUCAAAAGUGCCGGACAAACUCUCGUUUGGUGAUAAAAGACGUUCAGAUAAACACAAAAAUUAUGUCAGAUUUUUUUUCAAGCAACUUUUUUAUACUCAUAUAUUUUUUAUUUCUUUUCCUUAGCAACGGUAUCAAUUGUUGCUUUUUUUCCUAUGAUGUCGAAUUUAAUUUAUUGCCGAAUUUACAAGUUUUUUAAUUGUUUUAUUUAUCAUUAGAUAUUAAUUGUUUUUUUUUCAACAGGUAUUUGUUUAAUGUUGCAAGAGCAGUCGUUCUCGCUAGCUAAAGUCAAAAAAAAAUAUUAUUUGAGGCAUCAAAACAUUAACUUAAAAAUGUAACUUUGAAGAGCUAUAUCUCGUGAAAAAAGGCUCAAACAAGUUUUUGUCGUAGGAACUUUUAAUUGAGCUUGAUAUCUUUUAUCAGCUCCCGAGAGAUUAUAUGGUACUUUUGAAUCACCCUGUAUACCUAACGCUCCAGUAAUGUUUAAUGUAUCUAAUAGCUGUUUCAAUUAUAAAUUAUUCAUGCACUUCAAUAGCUAAUGUAAUUUAUACUUUCAACGAGAGAUCUAAUCAUUAAUAAGUAUUUAACAAAUUUAUCAAGCUUAUAAAAAAUAAUUCAGUAAAAUGCGACGUUGACGUUUUUAUAGUUUUGAAACAGCUAAUAAAUAACUAUUAAUUUUCUACAACGUUCCACCACACUAAUAUUUUUUUUUUUGGUACAAAGAAACGAAUUAUUUUUUUAUCUCGUGUCGCCUCCCAGUAUUUAAUUCUGUGGACUCACCCAAUAGCUAAUAGCUUGUUAAGAAAUAAUAACUUACUGUAACUUCACCAAAAAAAUCCAAGAUAUUUAUUUCCGUUCACUGUGGUAACGAAACUGAUAAUAUGUAACAGAAAACACAUAGAAAAAUUGAUUUGGUUUAUACAAAUGAUAAACAAUGUUCUUGUAUUUAUUGAUCCUUUUUGACUUAUUGUACAUACUGCAGUAUACUUGUUUUCAUAUUUGUGGAUUUCAGGAUUUUUGUAAAUGGUCUGACAACACAUUUGGUUAGAUUUUUUUUUCAAUAAUUAAUUUUGUUAUUUUGAAAGAAAUCAUUCUUGACCAUUAAUUUUUUAUUGCUGACUCCGUUUUCUAUUAUACGUACAUAUUGAAUCAAAAGUAACGCACAAAAUGUAUAUCUUUUUAUUAUUAGUCAUUUAUCAAAAAAUCCCCGAACAAGUCGAUUUUAUUUUUUUGAAUGCUACAGUUUGACAUCAAAGUAAUAUUUAUGAUGUCAUUCGGAUUUCAGUUAUGACUUCAUUCUAAUUUUUUUUAAUGACAACCGAUACAUUUUUGUUUAUGUUAAUUUAAAAAAAAAUUAAAUUAAAGAUUAAUAAAAUAAUUUAACAAAAUAAAAAUAUAUUGACAAGUAAACAUAAUGAGUUUUUUGUUCUUGACUUAUUUUAAAGGUGGUACUUGUUUUUUAUACUUUUUAUAUAAUUAGCAUGAAAACACAGCUAAACACAAAAAUUUAACAAAAAACAAUCACUAAUAAUUUAAAGCAAGAAUGAAAAGGUAAAGCUUUUUGUGUAAUUCUCUCAAUAACUUUUGUAUUUUAUUUUUUGAUUUUAUUUGCGUUAGGUAUUUUUUGAAUUUUUUAUACUUACUAGAAAGAUCAUAAUGUGUACUAUUUAAAACACUACUCAAAAUUUUGAGUUGUAAAAAAAAUUAAAAUGACGUCAUUACUCAGAAGCUAAAGACGUCCGAAAUGUCAUUAUGGUGUCAAUAUGUUGCAUUAAAAACAUAAAUCAAAGCUUUUUUUAAAGACUCAUUAUAAAGAUAUGAAUUUUUUGCGUUAGUUUUGAUUUAGUUUGUAUAACUAAAAAGGGGGUCCAUCUACUAUUACUUGUAGGCAAAGUGGUUUACAAAACGCAUAAAAUAUUUAAGAUGAUACGAGUAUUGUUAUUAAUACGAGUAUAAAGUCUGUGUUUAUUUCUUUAAUACUUCGUUUGUAAUAAAUGUCUUACUUUGAA